ACAUUAAGGCUGUAGGCUACAUUUUACAACAUAUUGUAUAUAUACUCCAGCUUCGGUAACUUAAACAAAAUAUUAGAAAUAAUAUGAAUUGUGAAUCUGCGGACGAGUGGAGUUCGUGUGACGUCACAUCAGUUCCCUGGAGAUCAGUGGAGGAGUGAGUGAAUGCGCAGGAUGCUGAGCUGAACAGCUGAUUCUGAGCAUUUAACCUGUACUAUGGACAGCUGUAUUCCGCUAACCUAGCAUCUAUUGCAGUAUAAAAGGGGAAGCAUUUUCACUACUGCGAACGAAAACGCACCAGCCUCACAAUGGAACGUUUUCUUCAUUCACCUGGCCGGACACGGGAAGAGUACCGGUACCAAACGCCGCGUCCUUCAUCGAAACUCAUCUCAAGGUCUGCCUUUAGCCUUGGGUCCACAGCACCACUGAGAGGUAAUGAAACCCUUACCGAAUUUGCCGCAAAACCGGCCGAUAGCUUAGAUUUUUCAAACAAAUAUGCAAGUGGAAUGAAUCUGAGGAAAAUUAGUGAGAAAGAAUUACUGCAGGGGCUCAAUGACCGCUUCGCGGGAUUCAUCGAGAAGGUUCAUCACCUGGAAAAUCAAAACAUAGCGCUAGAGAGAGAAAUUGAGGCCAUUCGACUCAGAGCAAAAUCAUCUUCCUCUCUGUCCAAAGAGUAUGAAUCAGAACUUAACGGUCUGAGGCAGCAAGUUCAUGAGAUUGGCCUUCAGAAGCAUCAGAUUGAGAUAAACCGUCAGAAUCUGGAGGACGAGUUUGACACUUUGAGAGAGAAGCAUGAAAGAGAGACUCGUGGUCGAGUUGAUGCUGAAGACAGCAUUUCAGUACUGAAGAAGUGCAUUAAUGAUGCAUACCUAACCAAGCAAGACAUGGACAGAAAAGCCAAAGCUCUCGAAGAGGAGAUCGGAUUCUUGAAGAAAAACCACGAAAGCGAGGUAGCAGAAAUGAUGACCCAAGUCCAAGAGGGUCAUGUGACAGCAGAAAUAAGUGAUUUUAGUAGAAGUGAUGUCACUGCAGCUCUGAGGGACAUCAGGAUGCAACUUGAAGGUCACACCGACUCUGACAUCCGAUAUGCUGAGGAACGCUUUCGAGCACAGCUCGCCAAACUGACCAAAGCUGCUGAGGUCAACAGAGAAGCUCUCAUGGCCACUAAAGCAGAGAUUAAUGAACACCGGAGACAGCUGCAGUCCAAGAACAGCGAGCUGGACUCUGUGAAAGGUGUGAGGGAAGCUCUGGAGAGGCAGCUGUAUGACCUCGAGCAACGGCACAAUGCUGAAAUCCAUCACUUCCAGGACACAAUCAGAGAGUUGGAAUACGAGCUGAAAAAUGCUAAAUAUGACAUGAGCAGUCAUGUGAGGGAGUACCAGGACCUUCUCAAUGUCAAAGUGGCACUGGAUGCUGAAAUUUAUUCCUACAGGAAACUUUUGGAGGGUGAAGAGUCAAGGUACUCUACAAUCUCAGAUGCACAUAUUUCAGUACCAUACAUUUACAGACAGUCACCCAUCUAUACUCUCCCUUGUGUCAAAAGGCAGGGGGGAGCAACUCGAAAAGCAGAGCCUCAGUACAAAUUUGUUGAAGAGAUUAUUACAGAGACAACCAGAGAAGAUGUGGAGAUAUCGGACUCUGGCUCUGAGAAGAGUGGGGAGGGGAGAGAGGGUGACAAACCAGAUGAGGAGAGCAGUGAGAAAAAUGAAACUCCUCAAGAAGCUGAAGAUAUUGAAGAACCAGCUGUGGAGACCGGCGAUGAACACAGUCCUGAGAUAGAGACAGAGGAAAAUGAAGUCAAACCAAGUGAUGAAAAAGAGGAUGAACCAGUUAAAAUUACUCCAGUUGAUUCUGAGGUACAAAAAGAUGCUGACUCUGAACCAACUCAAGACUCUACAGAAAAGGCCAUUGAUGAACAAGAUAAAUGUGAGGAAAGAGACACAAAAGACACAGAGCAGAAAGACCUGAAGGAUGACAUGAAUGGAAAAGUUGAUGGACCUGAAGAAGAACGUGUGAAAAAGAAAGAUAAACCAGCUAAAGAGACAGAGAAAGAUGUCCCCAAACCAGAUAUGUUAGAAAAGCAACAAAUGCCAGAGAAAUCAGAAACUGGACCAAAAGACAAACCAUCUCAAGAGCCACAAAGUCCUGAAGCAACAACUGAAGUAAACGCUAAGCCCAGUGGACAAACUGUGGAGGUAACUUCUCCAAGAACUGAAGAUGAUAAAAACAAAGAUGAUAAAAUCUCACCUCAAGAAUCCACAACUAGAAAAUCAGCAGAGAAGGAGAAAGAAACAACUCCAGUUCAACCUGUAGAGAAAGAUUCUCCCAAACCAGAUAAACCAGCAGCUGCUGAACAUGCUGAGAGUGGAAAACAGACUACUGGAGAGGACACAGAGGAGGAGACCUCUGCAAAAAAAGAUAUUUCUGAUACUGUAAAAGAAGAAACAAAACAAUCUGAGCCUUUGGAAAAAGACCAAGAGGAUAGCAACAAACUAACAGAGAAACCUGUGGAGAAGAAGCAAGAGGCUCAAUCAAAGAAAGAGGAAAAAGAACAAAAACCUGAGGAGUCUGUUAAAGAUAGCAAAGUUGCUGAACUGGUAGACAAUGUGAAAACAGAAAAAGGUGAAAGUAUCAAGCCUAAAGAAACAGAAAAGACACAAGAAAACCUUUCCAAAGCUGCAGAAGUGAAAUCACAACCUGAAAAGUCACAGAAACAGGAGGACCGCAAAAGCGACAGUGUAGACACCGUCAAAACAGAAAAGGUUGAACUUGCUAAGCCUAAAGAAACAGAAAAGACACAAGAGGACAUUUCGAAAGUUACGGAAGAAAAAUCACAACCUGAAAAGUCAAAGAAACAGGAGGACAGCAAAAGCGACAGUGUAGACACCGUCAAAACUGAAAAGGUUGAACUUGCUAAGCCUGAAGAAACACAAGAGGCACAAGAGGACAUUUCGAAAAAAGUUACGGAAGAAAAAUCACAACCUGAAAAGUCACAGAAACAGGAGGACCGCAAAAGCGACAGUGUAGACACCGUCAAAACAGAAAAGGUUGAACUUGCUAAGCCUAAAGAAACAGAAAAGACACAAAAGGACAUUUCCAAAGAAGUUACAGAAGAAAAAUCACAACCUGAAAAGUCAAAGAAACAGGAGGACAGAAAAAGCGACAGUGUAGACACCGUCAAAACAGAAAAGGUUGAACUUGCUAAGCCUAAAGAAACAGAAAAGACACAAGAGGACAUUUCGAAAGUUACGGAAGAAAAAUCACAACCUGAAAAGUCACAGAUAAAGGAGGACAGCAAAAGCGACAGUGUAGACACCGUCAAAACUGAAAAGGUUGAACUUGCUAAGCCUAAAGAAACAGAAAAGACACAAGAGGACGUUUUGAAAAAAGUUACGGAAGAAAAAUCACAACCUGAAAAGUCACAGAUACAGGAGGACAGCAAAAGCGACAGUGUAGACACCAUCAAAACUGAAAAGGUUGAACUUGCUAAGCCUAAAGAAACACAAGAGGCACAAGAGGACAUUUCCAAAGAAGUUACUGAAGAAAAAUCACAACCUGAAAAGUCAAAGAAACAGGAGGACAGCAAAAGCGACAGCAGAGUGGAAAGUGUGACAAGCGGAGGGGAAGUUAAAGUCACAGAGAAACAGGUUGAUGAAACACUGAGUAAUCAAUCCCCCAAAGCCAAGGAAACAAAAUCUGAUGCAAAGCCUGAGCAAAAGGAUACUAAAGAAAACAAAGUGAAGACGUUUGAGAAAGCUGAAGAAGAGGAUAGUGUGAUGACCAACGGCACUGGAACCAGCAAGGAUGUUAAAAGUGAAGAAACUGUCCCAAAAGACAAAGAAUCAGACAGUGGUGAACAUGAAGUGAAAGCGUCAACCAAAACAGAAGCUAAAGCUCUGGAGAAGACAGAGCAGGUCAAAGAGAGCAGCAAGAAGGACAGCGUGGACACCAAAGGUCCAGAAGAAACAACUAAACCCACUGAUGUAGUGUAGAAUAACAGCUACCCCUAAGAAUAAAAUGUCU
Messenger RNA from Rhinichthys klamathensis goyatoka, 4020 nucleotides. Its product is annotated as neurofilament medium polypeptide. The record is from RefSeq and is a predicted model, not a curated record. Gene Ontology annotation, cellular component: intermediate filament; postsynaptic intermediate filament cytoskeleton; cytoplasm. Gene Ontology annotation, biological process: neurofilament bundle assembly. Lineage: Eukaryota; Metazoa; Chordata; Actinopteri; Cypriniformes; Leuciscidae. The coding region runs from base 306 to 3989 and encodes 1227 amino acids. The transcript has 3 exons. Gene Ontology annotation, molecular function: structural constituent of cytoskeleton.